AUGUUUCGUUUGCUUCACUGGCCCUCUGCGAUCGGAGGGGAUAAAUUCCUCGCAGAGGAUGUCAAGACGAUCCCCUCUUGCGCUCCCGCAGUCCACAUGAACGGUAUCUCGCUGCCCCCAAUGCUCAAGCGCAAGCGUUCCAACUCGUCCGCGACCGACGCGCCCGCUCCCACCAAGGCGCGCCUUGACGAGGCUGCGCGACCGGCGCAAACGCAGCAGAUCCCACAGACGCAGCAGAUCCAAGGCGCUAUUUCCGCUCCGUCGGUCGCUCCCUCCGCUGCCUCCGCUGAGAUCGCUGCCGCCCCGACGCCGGUCGUCCCUGCGCAAUCUCCCGCGGUCGCGAUCCCGACUACCAACUCGACCGACUCCGAGUCCCUCCCCCAGUCCCAGUCUGAGACCAAGCCUGCGCCGGCGCAGGCCGUCCGCGCAAAGCCCGACCGCAACACCAUCCGGGACACCAUUACGUCGCAGAUCAGCCUUGAGAUUCUGCUGAAGCACAACGAGCUGCGCCUGAUCGACCAGGAAAUUGCCAAGUGCCAGAUCGCACUCGAACAGCUGCGUCGCUGCGCUGAGAUCCCCUACCCGGGCUCGUCGGUCACCGGUCCUUCGCUCGAUGUCAGCUCCGGCGUGGGCGCAGCCGUGCUACAGCCUGGAAAUGGCGUGCCACCGCUGUCGCCUGCGCCGUGGGGAGUGACAGAGGGUCCGUACUCGCGUCACUAUAAGCAGUGGCUGCUGCCGGAUCCUCGCUUCGACGGUGGCGAGGCGGUUGUUGAUCGUCCGCAGGGACGUGGUCGGUCCACGCGCGCUCACCCUGGGGAAUACGCCGACUCUCAGCUGGCAGGUACCUUCCGGCCGUCGCGGAGCACGACUGGAGGCAAGAUGCUGGGUGCGAACCAACCUCCUAAGGACAAGGCCGGCUCCAUCCUCAUCCGCCGCAAGUCCGAUGGUCAGAUGGUCAAGCUGGUCUGCAUGGAUUGCCAGCGCGAGAACUUCUCCAGUCCGCAGGGGUUCAUCAACCACUGUCGCAUUGCGCAUCGCCGCAGCUUCGAUAGCCACCAGGAUGCCGCCAUCGCCUGCGGUAUUGUCGUGGAUGUCGACGAGGCUGGUGGUGUGGUUGCUGAGCGCAGUGAGCCACCCAGUGCCUCCAUGACCCCGGGAACCGUUCACCCGUUCAUUCGAUCUGCGCAACUUCCUCCUCCGCCUCCUCCCCCCGCCAAAUCUCACAAGAAAAAGGCUGCCCCGGGCAAGUCUGUUCAAUUCAACUCCGAUGUCGUCCAGUCUCCCCCUGCCGCCAUCAAGACCGAGGCCAACCCGCAGCCUCGCCGUCCAUCGGAGUCGGUGAAGGCCACCCCGAAUCCUGCGUUCCAGGCCUCGCCUCUGGCGCCUCACCUGUCCGCUCUGAUGCGCGAUCGCGGCUCUGGCUUGAACCUCAAUCAGAUGGUGGGAGAAGCAAAGGAGAAGGUUGAUCUCACUGGCCUGACACCCAGUGAGUCUUCGGACUCUGAAGACUCGACGGAAGCCAAAGAGGAGAACAACGAGAGCGAGGAUGACAAGGGAGCCGCCGGCCUGCCCACGCGCAUGCCGACCAGCCAGACUGCUUCCGAGCGCACCGAAAGCCGCAAGGGUCUUGCCCGCGCCUCUCCCAAGUCGCCCUCCCUGCACACCAUCAAGACCGAGACCACUACUUCCGCCCGUGCGCAAUCGCCACAGCCUACCUCUCACUCCACUCUUAUCCCCUUUCCCGCCGACAGUUCUCGCGAUGGGGAGCCGCUCGACCACGCGGCUCAGUUCAGCCCUCAAACCGUCCAUUCGAACCAAGCCCCCAGCCUGGUGAGUGACGACGAAGACGACUACGACGAGGCAGCCUACGAUUCCGACGGCCCGAGUUCCUCUGAAUCCGGCGACCAAGACCAAGACCGCCACAUCGAGGUCGCCGACGACGAGCGCAACACAACCCAGUCCACUGCUCCUGCCGACCCCAAGGCCCGCAAGGGUCUCAAGAACCCUGCCCCGCAAGCCCCCAUCUCGAAGCCAUUGAAGCGCAGCCACUCGAAGAUGUCGAUGAUGGGCAUGGACUCCGACGAGGGCGAGAACCCUCUCAAGCGGAGCCGGACCGGCACCCCGAUGCUGCCGCUUGAUUUCGAGGAGGAUGAGCCUCGUCGCAGCCGUCACGGCAGUGACGAGGGUGAGAAGCGUACUCCGCCCGUCCAAGACGCCGCCAUGAAGCCAACACAGCAGGAACCCUCGCCCUAA
Molecule: messenger RNA, 2253 nt
Organism: Penicillium argentinense
Lineage: Eukaryota; Fungi; Ascomycota; Eurotiomycetes; Eurotiales; Aspergillaceae
Exons: 1
Coding region: 1-2253 (750 amino acids)
Source: RefSeq, a predicted model, not a curated record